AUGUUAAAAUUAAGGCCGCACUUACGCCAAUACGCGAUGGUUAUAACAGUAAACCUCAGCAUGCUCAGCGCAGGGAUGACCCUGGGCUGGUCCUCUCCGAUACUGGUGAAGCUGGCGAAUGUCACGGAGUCGGGGUUCGACGAGCCCGUGUCGAGUAGCGAUAUGUCUUGGAUCGUGUCUACUGUGUUUUUGACGUGUACUUUCGCUGUCUUCGUAGUUCCAAUGUUACUGGAUAAUCUAGGUAGAAGGUACAGCGCAAUCCUAGCUAUGGUGCCGCUCAUCAUGGGAGGCCUGGCCAUGGUCUUCGCAAGUAAAGUCUGGCUGUUGUUCCUAGCUAGAUUCUUGGUGGGAUUGUCUAUGGCUAUGAGCUUUAAUGUGGCUCCGACUUAUGCUGCUGAGAUUGCUAGCAAAGAAAUCCGAGGAUCCCUAGGAACUAUAAUACAAAUAUCAGUUUGUAUUGGUGCCACUCUAAUGUUGGCUGUGGGACCAUUUGUCUCAUAUUUGUCCCUGAAUGUAGUAUACGCCAUUUUUGCUGUGCUCACAACAGUGCCAAUAUUGUUCUUGCCCGAAAGUCCUUAUUACUUGCAUUCAAAAGGCCGAAGCCACGAAGCCCUGAAAAACUUAACAACAUUGCGAGGUUCAGAAACGCUGGCAAAGCAAGAAAUAGUGGAAUACGAUAUGACAAAAUCUGACAAAAAUGUCAAGAAGCUAAGUUUGUUGAAGGACUUUAUUCUUCUAAAGACGAUACUCCUGGUCCCAAAAGUUUGCUACAAAAUAAAUAACUUUUUCAGAUUAAUAAUGAAACUAUUUUGUUCGCUAUCACCUAAAGUGCGACAAUGUAUUUAUGUUAUGGUCGCAGACCUAUGUAGCUUGGCAUCAGGGCUAUGCGUCGGCUGGUCGUCUCCAGUGCUGGUAAAGCUACAGGACAGGAACUCCACGGUUCUGCCUGAGCUGAUAACCAAUGAUGAAGGGACUUGGCUGGUGUCGGCUCCACAACUGACUUGUAUUGUUUUUCUACUCAUAGGGUCACCAAUCGUUGAUCGUGUAGGGAGAAAGUACGGUCUAUUACUGGUUUACCUUCCAAAGUUGGUAGCUUGUCUCCUCUUCAUCUUCGGGACCAGGAUAUGGGCAUUGAUGCUGGCCAGGUCGAUUGAGGGAGUGUCGUUAGCCUUCAGUUAUGUGAGCGCCUCUACGUAUACCGCGGAAAUUGCUGAUAAAAAUAUUCGAGGCUCACUGGGAACGUUGAUCCAGAUUUUUAGAUCGCUCGGCAUCGUGGGCAUGUUUAGCUUCGGUCCCUUCCUGAACUACUUGAACCUGCAUAUUGUCUACAUCGCCAUCACUAUCGUAUCCGCUUUUACUGUUGUAUUGUUGCCUGAGAGUCCCUACUUCUUGUAUUCUAAAGGUAAAAUCGAAGAAUCAGAAGAAGUACUUAACUCCCUGAGGGAAACCAAACAAGAAGUACAGGACGAGCUCAGAAUGUUUUCAGAAGGCGAAAACAAAGAAAAGCUAGAUUUUAAACAGGUUCUAAGAAAGCGAGUUUUUUGGAAAUCCAUGGGAAUAUCUGUGUUCCUAACUGGUGUUGGAACUUGUACUGGUUUUAGUACAAUUGUCUUCUAUCUCCAAAACAUCAUGGAAGAAGCAGGAACCAAUAAACCUGAGGUAGCAUCGGUGAUCCUAGGAGUAGUUCAAAUACUGGCGUGCUUUCCACCGAUAUACGUGUCAGACAAAUAUGGAAGAAUACCGAUUUUGUCGUGUAAUAUGAUCAUUAUGACUUUUGGAAUGGUAAUGUUAGGAACAUUCUUCUGGUGCAAAGAUAACGGCUACGAGAUUAACGCAUUUCUGAGUAUAUUACCACUGCUCUCCGCUUCGAUCGUUAGCUUCGCCGGAUCUGGCUAUGGAUCCAUAGUGUUCAUCCUGAUUCCAGAACUAUUUGAAGGUGCACAGAGGGCUCUAGGUGUAUCAAUAAGUUUCAUAGCUCUAUCCUUAGGAUUUUUUGCCGUUGGCAAAUUUUAUUCAAUCCUGCUAUCAUCCAUUGGUCUCUCCGGAAUAUUCUGGAUGUAUAGCAUCAUCUGCUUUAUAUUGUCUAUGUUUACAAUGACGUGUGUCCCAGAAACGAAAGGGAAGAUGUUUGACGAAAUACAAAUGGCUCUGGAAGGGAAACUUGUGAAGGAUGGCGAAGGUAGAUAACCCUUAUCUGAAUAAGGGCCGAUUUUUCAAUCGUCAGAUAACUUUUAUCUGAAGAAUAAACUUGACACUUUGACAUAUUUCUCAUACUGAAACUGUCAAACUCAUUCUUCGGUUAAAAGUUAUCUGACGAUUGAAAAAUCAGCCCUUAGAAGAAUGUAGACAUGGAUGA
Molecule: messenger RNA, 2356 nt
Organism: Ostrinia furnacalis (Asian corn borer)
Lineage: Eukaryota; Metazoa; Arthropoda; Insecta; Lepidoptera; Crambidae
Product: facilitated trehalose transporter Tret1-like
Exons: 12
Coding region: 1-2187 (728 amino acids)
Biological process (GO): transmembrane transport
Cellular component (GO): membrane
Molecular function (GO): transmembrane transporter activity
Source: RefSeq, a predicted model, not a curated record